AUGUUGGCGAUAUUCCAACGCAUCUUAGACUGGAUCCGUAACCUUUUUUGGAAAGAAGAAAUGGAAAUAACACUGGUUGGGCUUCAAUACUCAGGGAAAACCACAUUCGUCAAUGUCAUUGCGACAGGGCAGUACUGUGAGGAUAUGAUACCCACGGUAGGAUUUAACAUGAAGAAGAUUACGAAAGGGAGGGUCUCAAUCAAGAUUUGGGAUAUUGGGGGUCAACCUCGAUUUCGCAGCAUGUGGGAGCGUUAUUGCCGAGGUGUGAGCGCUGUACUGUUCAUGGUUGAUGCAGCUGAUCGAGACAAGUUGGAAGCAGCGAGGAAUGAACUUCAUGCCUUGUUAGAAAAAUCACAACUAGCAGGGAUUCCCGUUUUGGUACUCGGAAACAAGCGCGAUCUACCCGGGGCGCUGACGGAAGUUGAACUUAUUGAGACUUUAAGCCUAAGAACGAUCCCCAACCGUGAAAUUUGCUGUUACUCUAUUUCCUGCAAGGAGCAGGACAACAUAGGUUCGUGA
Messenger RNA from Hydatigera taeniaeformis, 519 nucleotides. The record is from the annotation of a GenBank genome assembly. Lineage: Eukaryota; Metazoa; Platyhelminthes; Cestoda; Cyclophyllidea; Taeniidae.